Messenger RNA from Gossypium raimondii (Peruvian cotton), 1047 nucleotides. Its product is annotated as AP2/ERF and B3 domain-containing transcription factor At1g50680. NCBI's taxonomy places the organism in Eukaryota, Viridiplantae, Streptophyta, Magnoliopsida, Malvales, Malvaceae. The record is from RefSeq and is a predicted model, not a curated record. Gene Ontology annotation, molecular function: DNA binding; DNA-binding transcription factor activity. The coding region runs from base 1 to 1047 and encodes 348 amino acids. Gene Ontology annotation, biological process: regulation of DNA-templated transcription. The transcript has a single exon.
AUGGAAGAAGAGAUACUAAGUGUGAUUUCAAGUGGUGGAGGAAAUACAAAUUCAGAUGUUUCAAAUUCAAUUAGCACCACUCAUCAAGCAAACAAACGCCAAAGGUGCGGCGAUAAAGGCAAUUCGUCGCAAUUCAAAGGCGUAAUGCGACAGAAAAACGGAAAAUGGGGCGCUCAAUUAUACUCUAAUCAUACCAGAAUUUGGCUAGGGACUUUCAAAACCGAAAUAGAUGCGGCCGUGGCCUACGAUAGCGCAACGAUCAAGUUCUGCCCCGGAGACACUCAUCGAAACUUUCCAUGGAACGAAAUCACAAUUGAGGAGCCCAAGUUUCUGAGCCAUUACAGUGCAGAAGCUGUCCUUAGCAUGAUAAGAGACGGUUCCUACCAAUUCAAGUUCAUGGAUUUUAUUAAGGCUUGCUCUAGAAGUACAAAACCAAACACUGCUAUCAAGUCAGUGGGGACUUAUAGCAAUGAAGGGCUAAUUUGCAAACAAUUGUUCCAAAAGAAGCUAACACCAAGUGAUGUUGGUAAGCUGAAUAGGCUUGUCAUCCCCAAAAGAUAUGCUGUCAAGUAUUUUCCAUCGAUUUUCUGGACCGAAAAGGAGAAUGCCGAUGUUGCCGAUAGCAAAACGAACGAUGUUGAGUUGGUUUUCUACGACAAGUUUAUGAGGAUAUGGAAGUUUCGUUAUUGCUAUAGGAAUAGCAGCCAAAGCUUUGUUUUCACCAGGGGCUGGAAUCGGUUUCUGAAGGAAAAAAAGUUGAAGGCCAACGAUGUGGUUUCGUUCUUCGUAUGCGAAUGCCGGAAGGAGAACGAAGUCCAAAGGUUCUGCAUGAUCGAUGCCAACAAAUCCGGUAACGGUGGCACGUUCGUGGCGGUAAACAACAUUCAUGUUGGAAUAGAAGUUGAUUUGCAGCUUCGGUUGGGACAUUAUUACCCCAUUGGUGAUGAAAAACAUGUCCAAGAAGAGCAAGGAUCAAUGGCGGCAGCGAAGCCGAAACAAGACGACAAGACUGAGGGUUUCAAACUCUUUGGUAUGCAAAUUAACUGA